AUGGAGCGGUACGCAGGUCGCGUCGCCCUGGUGACCGGAGCCAGCUCCGGGAUCGGUGCCGCCAUCGCACAGGCGCUGCUCAGGCGCGGGCUCAAGGUCGUCGGUCUCGCCAGGAGGGUCGACAUGGUCAAGGCUCUAGAACUGAAGGAUGCUCCGGGUACGCUGUAUCCAUUGCAGGGUGACGUUAGCAGCGAGGAGGGUAUUCUAUGCGCCUUCAAAUGGAUUAAAGAGAAUUUAGGAGGAGUCGAUGUCCUCAUCAACAACGCCGGCAUUUGCAGAGAGAGUCUUCCGUCAACUGGACAGACAGCCGAGUGGAAGCGCAUACUGGACGUCAACGUGCUGGGGCUGUCUAUCUGCACCAGGGAGGCCGUCCAGAGCAUGCUGGACAGGGGUGUCGACGACGGCUUCAUCAUCCAUAUAAGCAGUAUAUUUGGUCACAUUAUGCCACUUGAUCCAUUGUACUCUAUGUACCAUGCCAGUAAGCACGCUGUCAAGACCCUGCUUGAAGGGCUGAGGAAAGACCUGGUUGCCAGGAAGAGCAAGAUACGAUGUGGGGAAAUAUCACCAGGACUUGUGAAAACAGAAUUAUUCCAUGCUUUAAAAAAGAAUACGCUUGAAGUACUCGAAAAUAUGCGUAUGCCUAUCAUGGAAUCUGAGGACAUAGCGGAUGCAGUUAUCUAUAUGUUAUCGCAACCUCCACGUGUUCAAGUCUGCGAUAUUAUCCUUCGUCCAACCGGAGAUUUGUUGAACUGAUGAAAAAUUAAAGUGCUUCAUAAAGUUUGCGAAG
Molecule: messenger RNA, 787 nt
Organism: Schistocerca americana (American grasshopper)
Lineage: Eukaryota; Metazoa; Arthropoda; Insecta; Orthoptera; Acrididae
Product: dehydrogenase/reductase SDR family member 11-like
Exons: 6
Coding region: 1-753 (250 amino acids)
Source: RefSeq, a predicted model, not a curated record